Molecule: messenger RNA, 2885 nt
Organism: Sabethes cyaneus
Lineage: Eukaryota; Metazoa; Arthropoda; Insecta; Diptera; Culicidae
Gene: stmA
Product: protein EFR3 homolog cmp44E
Exons: 4
Coding region: 152-2551 (799 amino acids)
Biological process (GO): protein localization to plasma membrane
Cellular component (GO): plasma membrane
Source: RefSeq, a predicted model, not a curated record
GUGUUGUUAUGGGUGGUACAAAAUUGUACAAUUUUUUCGACCGUGGAAAUUGUUUCGAAAUCUCGUAAAACUUCGCAGUGCGGUGGCUAAAAAACUUAUUCUGAAAUUUUUCGUUGAACAGCACUAAAAACCUUUACCGGAGGCAACGAAAAUGAUGGGUUGCUGUGGCUGCUGUUCAGCGCUGAGACCUCGCUACAAGCGGCUGGUGGAUAACAUUUUUCCUGUCAACCCGGAAGAUGGCCUGGUCAAAUCAAACAUGGAAAAACUUACCUUCUAUUCGCUCCGAUCGCCGGAAAAGCUGGACCGGAUCGGAGAGUAUCUGUACCAGCGAGCUUCCAAGGAUAUCAACCGCAAACGUUACAAGUUUGUCGAAAUUGCAAUGGAAGCCAUGGAUCUACUGUUGAUGGCAUGUCAUGCCCAGAUUCUGAAUCUGUUCGUCGAGAGUUUUCUCCGAAUGGUGCAAAAGCUGAUGGAGGAUAUAAACCCGACGUUGCAGAUUAUGGCAACGAAUUCAUUUGUACGGUUUGCUAACAUCGAAGAAGAUACGCCUUCCUAUCAUCGACGGUACGAUUUCUUUAUUUCCAAGUUUAGUUCGAUGUGCUUCGGGAACAACGAAGAUUUGGAGUUGCGUGAUAGUAUUAGAAUGGCUGGCAUUAAAGGGCUCCAAGGUGUGAUUAGAAAGACAGUUUCGGAUGAUUUGGUGGAAAACAUUUGGGAAAAACAACAUAUGGAGAAGAUUGUGCCGUCGCUGCUUUACAAUAUGCAAUCUUCAAGUGAGAGUAAAUCGAUGGAUCAGGAAGCAACCCCAUCAACACCACCCGUUUUGGCGGAAGCCGUUUUAAGGGAAUUGGUAUCGCGAGCAUCCUUCGGCCAUAUUCGUGCCGUUUUGAAACCAUUGCUGACCCAUUUGGAUAAUCACAAGCUGUGGGUUCCGAAUCGUUUUGCAAUCGAUACUUUCCGGAUUGUUAUGAUCUCGAUUCAACCGCAGUACUCGUACACUGUGGUUGAGACCCUGAUGUCACAUUUAGAUCAGAAUCUUGCUUCAUCUCCAAAAACCCGCACCUCGUUGGCUGUUGUGCUAUCUAAAAUUAUCGCAAUUGCCGCGGGUGAAAGUGUCGGUCCUUCCGCAUUGGAUAUUAUUAACAAUCUCCUUACUCAUCUGAAGACCUCGGUCAGCACUCAACAUGAAUCCACUCCGGAGGAGACGCAAUAUCAGGAAGCACUUAUCAACGCCCUCGGCGAAUUUGCCAAUCAUCAUCCAGACUACCAGAAGAUUGAAAUCAUGCUGUUCAUUAUGAACACCGUUCCGGAUCCCUCGAAAAAAAGCAAGGGUGACCAACUUUUGCAGAAUAUUCUGCUAAAAUCCUUGCUCAAAGUUGGCACUCAAUAUCGAACCGUUUCCUUCGAGAAGGCUUUCCCCGUGUCAUUCUUGCAGCCCCUGCUGAAGAUGGCUCGGGCUUCUUCCGUUUCCAUCCGGGUAAUUGUCAUGCAAAUCUUCCAGCAGUUGCUUGAUCGGCACCAAAACCAGCACUUACUGAGUGCCAUCAGCAUCGGUAACAUUCCGACCCUAACGAUGGAGCAACCGUCCCGGUCGGACAUUCUGUUCACGCACAAGUACGGCUCGAACAUGCUGCAGGCCAUCAUCGAUGGAAUGUCCCAGGAAAACAACGUGGAAGUGCUACGCUCGUCGUACAACACCGCCGCCUUGAUGGUGGUUGAAAUGGCAUGCGGUGAAACGGUUCAGGAAUUCCUGCUGUUCGUACUUGGAAUUCAGCAAGUGGCUCUCACCGAGGUCGAAUUGUCGCCCAAACAUCGCUGCAACUUGCACAGUAUAGCGAUUUCUCUGCUGAUUCUAACUGGCCGCUGCACUGGUACGUCCACUAUCGUCGAAUAUGCGGAGAAAGUCAUUCAGGCACGCAUGGAGGAAGCAUCCUACUUGCUGCCACCGUUGAUGGAUAACGAUAAACCAGCGCCCAGUGCGUUGAACACUAAUCUUCCCCACCUGAUGAUUGAUAAACUGGCAAUUGCCGAGUGUCUGCAGCAAGCCGGAAUCGAGCACAACCGUGUGCAAACGGGAAUGCCGUACGCGCUAAACCAGACCGAUAUGUCCGCCCAUCGACAUUCAUGGGUUGAUACGAGUGCCUCCCGUAACAGCAUCGUGGACAACUAUAACGACAUCGAGUCCGUCAGCAGCUCGCCAGGCGUCCAGAAGCGUUCGCUCGCAUCGGACUACAACUUCGAAGCGAUGAAACGCGUGCUGGCGGAACCGACGGAGGCAGCCAAACGGGAAGCCCACGAGAGGCAGGUAGCCAUCGGGCGAACGUUCCGUGAAACGGCUUUCGAAGAUUUGGUGCGCAGAACCGAACCGCAGCACGAGGUCAUCCAGAAUCGGUUGAAUGAAAUUUUCAACUCGUUGGCCGCCGAACGGCAGAUCAGCUGCGGCAACCAGAUGAUGCUGAACUCCUCGGCGGUGUCGGCAGUCGACGGCACGAAAGUCAACCAGCAGCGGACGAUCUACGAGAAUAACUUUCCCGAGCUGUUCUUUUACUAGUCGUGCGGAUGGUUUAGCGCUCCAGGUGCUUGGGCCAAUUAGGACCCGCUGGUUGGUGGCUCUGCCGAUUGUUAUGUAUUUCGUGGAAUUGUUGUAUUUCUGUUACAUUAUACUGUAUUUCUUGUUAGCUAGUCGGGAGGAUAACCAGCAAGGCGAAGGAAUGGUCGAACAAGAGGAUCAAAAGUUAAGGGAUUAAUUAAGAGUGUUUUAAAGUAUUUGAAAUUUGGUCUGUGAAAUAUUCUAGUUGCAGUCGUCAGAUUUUACAGUUGACACUAAAUUUUUGGUAGGUAUUACGAUCGGUUUCUAGUAAAUAAAUAUUCAAUUGGAUAUUCAC